AGUAUAAAUAUAUCAUCUCAUGACAUCUAAAGGAACCAAAGGUACAAACUUUUUUCUUAUGAAUCCAUCACUACCUUUCUCUUUUUCUUCACAUCAAUUUCUCUUUCUUCAGUUUUGAACUGAAGUCUCAAUCUCUCCAUUGUGAUGCUAAGUCCAUAAGUACACUAUGAAUCAAAAGAGGCAAGAAGAAGAAGAAGAAGGAAAUGAAGAAACUCAAAGUGAAAGUGAAUCAAAGCAAAUAGUGGCAAUAUCUCGGCCUCUAAUACAAACUCCAGGUGCUUCUGCUUUUUCAUGUUACCUAAACAGAGACAAACUUCCAAAAUAUUUUCGCCACAGCAUUCUCCAACAACAAAAACAACAAGAACUGAAGAAAAAACUUGAAAACUUUUGGAUAAACCAAAACCAUGAAAUUGAAGAGAGCAACAAUUUGGGAAAUCACUGUUUGCCUUUAGCAAGGAUUAAGAAAGUGAUGAAAUCUGACGAACAAGUGAGUAUGAUAUCAGCAGAGGUGCCUGUCCUGUUUGCUAAGGCAUGUGAAAUGUUUAUUAUGGAAAUGACAAUGAGAUCUUGGGCUCAUGCUGAGAUGAACCAAAAGAAAACAAUUCAAAAGAGUGACAUUGCAUCUGCAAUCUCAAGUACUGAUGUUUUUGAUUUCUUGGUUGAUAUUGUUCCAAGGGAAGAAGACACAAUGGAUCAUGAAAUUUUUAGAAGAAGAGAAAGUGUUCCUUAUUAUUAUGUCCCUUUGCCACCUCAUCAUGCUGCUCCUCCAGGAAUGUUUAUGGGAACUCCUGAACUGCUUCCAAACCCAAAUCAAGAAAAUGGUGAUUCUUCUGAUUGAGUUCCUCAUGUUUAUUGUGGUGCUUCUAUGCUUGUCUUUAAAUAAAACUACCCAUAUUUGGUUCUGUUUCUUCUAUGUUAAGUGCAUGUAAUGGUUUUUAUGGGAAUUUAAUAAUAAAGUUGUGGAAUUGUUUUUAACAUCAA
Molecule: messenger RNA, 981 nt
Organism: Cicer arietinum (chickpea)
Lineage: Eukaryota; Viridiplantae; Streptophyta; Magnoliopsida; Fabales; Fabaceae
Product: nuclear transcription factor Y subunit C-3-like
Biological process (GO): regulation of transcription by RNA polymerase II
Cellular component (GO): nucleus
Molecular function (GO): protein heterodimerization activity; RNA polymerase II cis-regulatory region sequence-specific DNA binding; DNA-binding transcription factor activity, RNA polymerase II-specific
Source: RefSeq, a predicted model, not a curated record